Messenger RNA from Trichogramma pretiosum, 2349 nucleotides. RefSeq names its product ankyrin-1-like. Gene Ontology annotation, molecular function: protein binding. The transcript is spliced from 3 exons. NCBI's taxonomy places the organism in Eukaryota, Metazoa, Arthropoda, Insecta, Hymenoptera, Trichogrammatidae. The record is from RefSeq and is a predicted model, not a curated record. The coding region runs from base 237 to 2123 and encodes 628 amino acids.
GUCUCUCUCGCAGCCUGGAGAACGCGCGAACACGAGCGAAACUGUACGCGCGCGUCUGUGUGUCUUUGUGUUAUAUAGAUUUGUCUAUAUAUAAUCAUUAUAAUAUAAUUGGAUAAUUACGCGGCUCGCGCGCAUCCCCCACCGGAAAUUGCGCGUCGUCAAGCUCGUUCGUUCGUUCGUUCGUGUAUGUGUUCAUGCGGUGGUAAACAAGAGCAGCAGAAGAAAAACCUCGUGUCAUGUCUACAACCACUACUUUCGCCACUGCUCAGCAGUAUCAGCAGCAGCGGCAGCAACAACAGAAACAGCUGAGCCGACUGUGCCAGGCCGUGCUGGACGGCGACUCGGCCCUGGUCCGGGAGUACUGCGAGCUCGGCGACGACGUGGACGAGGCCACGGGACCCCUCGAGCGCACCCCCCUGCAUCUGGCCUGUCGCAACAACGACCUCGAGCUGGCCAGCUAUCUGCUCGAGGUCGCCGGGGCCCGUGCGGACCCGGUCUCGGGCGACGGACUCCAGGCGCUGCACAUCGCCGUGUCGCACGGCAAUCGCCGCCUGGUCGAGCUGCUGCUGCUGCGCCAGUCCACCGACGGCGGUGGACUGUCGCCGCCCGUCAAGUUCAUGGACAGGUCGCCGCUCUACAUGGCCGUGGAUCACGACUGCUACGGCAUCGCCGAGGCGCUGCUCGAGGCGGGCGCGAGGAUCGACGAGUCGCGGGCGGGCAGCUGCAGCCUCAUCAAUCUGGCCCUGAGGAAGGGCCCCGAGGCCAGCAGGAGGUGGCUGGCCCUGCUAACGAGCUACGACUGCGACGGGGACGAUCUCGACCUCGUUGACGCUCACGAGCUGAAAACACCGCUUAUCCGAUCGAUCGAGGAGCAGGACGUCGCGCUCGUCUCCAAGCUCCUGAGCAAGGGCGCCUCGCCGAAUCUCGAGGCCUUCAGCGUCGAGGGCUACAUGUCGCCCCUGAAUCUCGCCGCUCACCUCGGCAACGAGGAGCUGGCCUCGCUGCUGCUCGAGCACGGCGCGCGGGCGGGCGCGAACGAGGCGCUGCGUCACGCGGCGAUGCACGGCAAGCUCGGCCUCGUGGAGAUGCUGCUCGGCCGGGCCCCCGUCGAUCCCGCCUCGGUCAAUCUCGACGGCUGCACGGCCCUGCAUCUCGCGGUGAUCAACGAGCAGCCCGAGACUGUGCGAGCUCUGCUGCGACACCAGAACGGCGCUCCCAGCAGGUCGAGCAAUCAGCAGAUACCGGUGCUCUACUGCGCCGUGAAGACCGGACGCUGCGACAUCGUCGAGAUGCUGCUGGAGCACGGCUAUCCCGUCAACGAGUACGUCUGCCAGAAGAUCACCUGCCUCGACUACGCCAUCAAGACGCGCUCGGCCGCGGUGAUCGACACGCUGAUGCGCCACGGCGCCGUGUUCAGCUCCUGCAGCAGUCUGGAGAAGAGCUUCGCCGUCAAGAAUCUCGCCCUGCUGCGGGCCCAGGGCGGGCUCAAGCUCGGCAAGGAGCAUCGUCGACGCAUCGCGGCCCACCGCGAGCUCGGCCGACUGUUCGAGCGAUGCCAGCGCGAGCUCGAGGCCAUGAAGCUGGAGCGCAUCGUCCAAGACGACCGGACCAGCACGACGACGUUCUACGAGCUGCUGAUCGCCAACGACGACGACCAACUGCUGGAUAUGGUGCGCCGUUGCUCGGCGAGCUUUCCCUCGGACGAGGAGUGCCGCGAGCGAUUCCCCGAGUACUGCGACGCCCUGUUGGGCAAUUACGAGAGGGGCAGGUCGCGCGACGAGCUACUCGGCCGUGCCGCCGAGGAUUUCGAGUCGACGGUCGUCGCGCCGAAACUCGCUUCGAGUCGCAGUAGCAGUAGUAUUGGUAGCGGAGGCAGCAGCGACUGCGGAGGCGGCGAGCAACGACAUCGAGCCACGAUCGCAGCGGUGCGACAAAUCGUGAGCCUACUGACCGACGAGGAUCUGAGAAAUCUUUGCUCGGCCCUGGGGGGUCGUCCACCGCGACAAGCAGCGGCCGAAGAAGAGACGGAUGAGGUCGAUGACCCGGCCCGAUACGAUGACGACCAGCUGCACCGCAAAGAUUUCAUAAUGAACAGAAGCGAUCAGUCGAUAGCCGUCGCCUGACGCUGAUUUUUCUCUAUUUUUUUUUUUUUUUUUUUAUUAGGCCGCACGAGCGAUAUUGUAAUACGUAUUUCGGAUGCGUCUGCACUGUACAAAUAAUACUUUUGUAAAUUUUGUAUAAUUUUUUGUCCUCUUACGUGAGGACAUAUGUAUAUUGUAAUAUUUUAUUAAUUUCUAAAAUGACGAAUGACUGACGUGUUAUUGCAAUAUAUUCUUGAACGAUAUUGCA